GAGGUCGGUGGGAGGGGAGCCGGAGUGGGACGCGCACCGCCCAGGGCUGCACAAAAAGUUUGGAAAAGUCGUGACUCCGCCACAUCGCCGACACCGACACCUCUGCGCCUGUGGAUUAUCCAAAGGAAAGACCCCCAAGAAACUUGAACCCGAAAAUCAUCGCUGCUCCGCUGCCAGACAAGGACGCCUCAACCACUUCACCCCCUCCGAGUACCUUCACACCCCAGAGAGCCAAGACGCAGCUUCCGACCCAGCGCCUCAGACUUACACCUAACAGACAUGGAGGGUCACAUGGCGCCGUUUGCCCUGCUUCUGUGCAUCGCCGCCGCAGCCUCCGCCUCGAGUCAGACGUGUGAUCCCAAACACGUCAAUGGCAACCCGUGGUUCCAAGUGAGAGAUAUGCUCCCUGGCUGUUGGACGAGCUUCGUCACGGAGGACCAGGCAGAAGUCCACAUCCUCAGCUUUUCCACCACGAUGUUCUCUCUGGAGAUGACAAACGCCAAGCGGAUGAACCUAAUCCUCACAGCGCCGGACACAUUUCAUGCUAUAUCCAACAUCAACGCUGGCGUCAACAUUUAUCUGAACAAUAACUCCUCAAUUGUCCCACACGGUAAUACACCCCCCAACAAUGUCCACAAGCAAGACUUCCCCACUCAAGACGAGGAGCUGGUCCAGUGGGCAACACAGAGGUUUGGCGGCGUGACGUCCUUCACCACGGUCCGAAACCUGAAUGCAAUCUCAACGACGGGAACAACAGGAACCAAACCUGGCUCUCGUCAUUGCAACCUUCAAAAUGAAGAUGCGUCGGAGAAGCACUUCAUGGAGAUCACGAGUGCACCGUUGGCUCCUUCGUUCACGUCUUGCUCGCCGCAGCAGCCGAAAAUCCCCAGGGAUGACAUGGAGCUUCACAUCGUGAACAUCCCAGAGAACGCGAACAUUUGUAAUGUUUCGCUUCGCGUGGACACAAAGAACAUCAGGGUUUUCCUGAGGGGCCCUCAGGGAACGACAUGGAUCGUUCUCAAUGCACAGUACACCCAGUUUGGCUCCAACAAUGACAUCCUGCUGCCCAACAUCCCACAAAGGAUCUCGCCUUUGCACACGCUGAACAGUGACAAUGCGAGGGAUGUGCAGAGGAAGGCGCUGGAGGUUUUCAGAGUCAGUACUUUCACCAGCUACACUGAACUGCGGCCGGCGGACUCUACGAUUCUACUGGUUCUCGUGAAAAGUGACAACCCCGCAGUCACAGAAUUAGUCCCAGGACCAGAAGCAGUCACUCCCAUUGCAGCGAGUGACCCACAUCAGAUGCCUCUGUUGAUGCAGCUGUACAACUCCCCCGAUUACCGAUCCCCCCUGGACCCCAACGCCAAGGUACAGAGUGACAAGAGGAUUUAUGCAGAGAUUUCCGGCCACACUUUAGGCGACAUCGUGUUGACCAUCAAGGUGAUCAGCUGCUUCGUGUACUCCAAGGGCUCGUGUCCCGUCGUGAAAGAGUUGCCCUUCAUCCCCGAGGCGUGCUCCUCAAAUUCUUGUCCCAACAGCACCCGACUCAGCUUCUCGCUAGAUCAGCUCCAAGAGCUGACGUCCACCACGUGGGACCUGGAGUGCUCCGUCAAACUGUGCUACAGUGAGAAAUGCGGAGACGGAGGAAGAGUGAAGAGGAAUCUGGAGGUUACUCAGCCGUGUCUGCAGCCACCGACCCAACCGUGCUUUGAUUUUGGCCUACCUGGUGUUCUGGGCAUUGCAUUUGGAGGGUUCCUGAUUGGAGUUUUACUUAUCGGAGCCCUGUGGUUCAUCAAAAUUAAAACAGGAUACCCAGCUGGAUUAGACAUGAGCUCGACUGCCGCAAAUCUUCCUGGAUGUCCCUGCUCGGGAGCAAAACGACAACCUGUUUCCAACAACCCUUCCCCCUCCGAGAACAGCAGCGCUAAUGCAAGCAUUGGAAGCACCCAGAGCACGCCGACCAGCAGCAUGGCAUGAGAUUAUGCUAAUGUCCACCACCAGCGGGGCCACCAUCUCCCUUCAAAGUCACCUAUAUGGGUGUUGUGCUUUUGUUUUCUUUAAUAAAUGCUUAAAAAGCAUUUUCCCCUCCCUGCCCCCUUUAAAUUCCCAAUUUAAAAAGCACAACCCACGGGGCCGGCUGACAAAUAACAGAAGUCUGAUCCGUGGCUUCUGACGCUCACCUCUGUAGCUUCUCUGUCGGACUCUUCGACGGGAAGUUAAAGAGGGCAAGCGGAAAAGAAAAGAGAAAAAAAAAAAGGCUCCCAGCAACAGGAAAAACAAACCAUAUCCCCCAAGAGCUAACAGGAAAUUCACUGCAUUCCUUCCAAUGAAUUGUGCUCGUGUGAUGGCGGCACAAUAAUAGUCAGACAUGAGACAAACCGGUCAAAAGAUUGACUUUGAAAAACAGAUGAAAAGCUGUUUUGCAUUCACAUCUAAGCUACCAAAAUACAAAGGGCCUUUGGCUAGGUCAGUCCAAAAAGUUAUCAACAACACCUCGGGGACUGACAAGCUCAACACGUUCGGAUCUCUCAGCCAAUUAAGUGCUCACUUUGAGGGGUGUUUGUCCUAAUUGGAGUUUGAGGUCAAUGGUUAACAGCUACAUCCUAUUACGAAGAAGUCUGGAGCUAAGUUUAAACUCAACGCUGGAUUUCUCUGGUGAAUUGAUCUUACUUUCUGCCUCUUUCAUGUUUUUUUUUUUCUUUCUUUAACAUUGCAGAAUGUUAUAUCUGACCCACUGAGUCAUUUGUAGCACACAAAAGAAAGUUAUGGUGCCAUUUUCGUGCUAUGCCAUAGCGGUAUCAGGUCUUUCUUAUCAAAAGAGGGUUUUUUCCGCCCCGGUUUUUAUUGGAAGUUCCAUAAACAUAUCAUAUUUUCUAAUCACCCAACAAAAUAAAUGAAACAAAUAAUGUUUUUGGCCACACGGUAGCAAUAAACUAUAGAGAAAAGGAGCUCGGAAAUAAUCACUCUUGGACCACAUGCGGAGAUGUAUGGCUGUAUUCAGAGCUGAGUAAUGUGGCCAUAAGGAAGGGUUGGCACCGAAAUCCUGCUCAUCAGUUAUCAGGCUCAUAUAUGGACUCAUACAGCUCCAUUCACAGGGCGGGGUUUCCCCAAAAUAGCCAGGAUGUUAAAUUCCAGUAUUUUUCCAUUGCACAAUGUCCAAUCUCAUCGGUAUUAGUUCAUCACCUGUCUGCCUGACAAUUUCUCGCAACCAUGAAAUUCAUGCCUGUGAUAAACAUACUGUGCGCAAAGAAACGCAUAUGAAGACCCAAGUGUUUUAAGGCCAAUUUCAUUUUAAGCCUGUAUAUUAGGCUGCAGCCGUUUAUGGUAUAUAAACCAUUACUCUUCCCUUAUUUAAAGAGCAGGACUUUGACAUUAAGCGUGUGUAAAUUGGGCAACCUGCUCCCUCAUGUUCAAUGUCACAAUGCCACUAAUUGCCACUAAUGCGCUGCUCUGUCUCGUGAUCUGAGUUGAGUGCACAGAAGGGAAACAAUUUUUAGACCUCUAAUGGAUGUUAUGGAUCUUUUUUUUUCCCCGCCUUGACGAACAAGUCAUCAUUGAGCCAGGUUGCCUCCUGGAAUGCGACCAAACUCCUAGAAAAGUAUAGGUACAAAACAGUGGGCUGUGAUAUUUCUAUAAUAAUUUGAUAUUUAAUUAGAAUUCCUCACGCAUGAGGACAUUAAAUCUGUGCAAUCUAAGGAAAAUGUUUGCUUUGAAUUAGUGUUCAAGUAUUGAGUUUAAGCUUCCUUCGCUUUUUUUAAAGCUUCAAGCAUAAAUUACACAAAUUAGUCACCAGCUCUGAAUACAGCUUAUUUGAACUCAAUAGUAUAAACACUGGUCACAAUAAUAUAAAAUCACAUUUAGUUCAUUCUGUGUGUAAAAUAUAUUUGUCAGCAGGGUUUUUUUUGCUUUAACCCUAUGAAGACUACUUUAAAAAAAAUUCAAAUCUAGCUUCAUGUUCAGCCGCACAGAACAUUUGUAAUGACACGAAAACUGUCAUUUUGGGAGAAAUGAGUUUCUCCUUUCUACAUUUGACAAGUUGAAUGAGCCACUGCAGUGCUGAUGUGAGACAGAAGUGGCCCAGUUGUAUGAUGGUGACUUCCAGAGUGACCGUUGAUCUGUGAACCCACUGCUUGUUUCACUGUACAAGGGUAAUUGUAUUUUAUAUUUUUUCUCUUUAAAAGAAAAAUAUGUCACAUGCCAAGCCUCCUUUCCAAAAAAAAUCAGUUUGUAUCCAUGAUACAUAGAAUCGUGAUGUCAAAACUUUUCUUGAAAUAAAUUCCAUAUACUGAAUUACUAUUACUGAUGCAUAUACAAACAUAUAAAUAUAUAUAUUCAUGUCAUAUAGUAACUCACUUUAUUUUAUGGUUUCUUAAAAUAAUUUAUUCACCUUCUAAUCUCAACAGUGUUCAGUUUUCCCCCCCAGACGAAUGACAUUUGUGAAAUUUCUCCUCAUUGUAUGUAUUUGAGCUGCGUAGCUUAUUUUCCUGGUGCAUGUACGCUCUUCUGUACAUGCCCAGUUAUCUUUUGUGUAUCUGUGUGGAGACAGAACAAAGAGGGCCAGUACAAAAUGCCACUUGAGUAUUUGUGCAAUAUGAUGAGGUUAACUUGUAUGUAAUGUCUUUAAGUAGUUUUUAUUAUUAUGUUGUGUUUUUUUUGUAAGUGUUGUAUGAUAUUCUUACUCUUCUUAACCUGCUUCAUUAUCUUAUGUAUAUGAAGAACUGGGACAAUUUCUAAUCAAGGCACUUAUCAAAUGCACAAGAUUUGUUUUGUAUAGUAAUAUUUCCUCUUUUUUAAAUCCUCAUAUAGAUUUGUGUUACGAUUAUAUUGCAGAUUUGGACAGUGCGCGUCACAUCACAUUUGGCUCUUACCGCUGUUUGACUUUUGCCCUCACUUUUAAAUUCCCCUGCAGUCCCAAAAACACUGCAUAUCUCUGCUGAUGUUGACCUCCUGACAUUGUGCUGUGUUCAUUGUGCUAUCUCCAGUGUGUGUGGUGGAGAAGGGAAUUCUGAGGUCUGAACAUGGACUGUAAAUAAAGAUGGACGACACACAAUAUCCUGAAUACACAUGCCACCAUCUUGCUCUUUUGACAUCAUUCGGAGCCAGAGUCUGCACAGCAGUGAUCAUGGUGUGGAGCCACGGUAACGAAGUUCUGCCGAUACACGUGCCCGACCAAUUGCGAGUCAGUCUUUGCUGCCAGUGAAGACAUUUCACUCCGUUUUUAUAGCAUCAAAUGAAUAAUUAAAACCAAACUCAUAAGAAAAGGAACACUUGAACAUACACCAGUCUUUGAGAAAAAUCCAUUUAACAUGUACUUUGAUCCUUUUUGUUUGGUCCAUGCCCCAUCCACUAACGUGGAGGAGGCCGGGUUUAUGACCUAUACUGCAACCAGCCACCAGGGGGCGAUGCAGAUGAUUUGGCUUCACUUUUGGGGAGCUGUCGUGUCGGCCAUCUUUGUACAGUCUGUGGGUCUGAAAGACAGAAUGUUGCACACAUAGCAGCGCCGCAAAAGCAACAUUGUCAGUUUUUAGAGAACCUCUAAACCAAAGUAACAACGCAACAAUUUCUGGUUAUUUUUUCACUCAUAUAUGGAAAAUGGCUGAAUUAGAAAUUAUUUUUUUCUUUUCUUCAAAAGGUCAGGGAUUCAGGUUAUACCUGUAUAUAAAUUCAGAUUGGCUGUCAGUUAAUUAACUUGUUAACCCUGCAAAUCCCUUCACCGCUUUCUCCUCAGGCAUUCUACACAGUUAAUGAAAUGUGUGUUUGUGUGUGUGUGUGUGUGUGUGUUUGUGUGUGUGUGUGCGCGCGUGUGCCUGUGCGUAGGUGUACAAAAGAAACUAUGCCUACAUUUUCAGUAUGUUGCAAAUUCUUCCUCCAUUCUCUUUGCAAAUUAUGAAUUCUCACAAAAAAACUAUGAAGCCUGGACAACAUGUCAGAAUGGCGGCUUUGAUUUUAUCAAGUAUGAAACGUGAAAGUGUUAUUUUUGUGCCAUUGUGCUGCCUCUAUACCAUUUAAAAUGGGUCCAUAGGUGUUUAGAUAGGAUUCAACUGAUACAGUAUCAGAUUUGUCUGGAAUUAUCUCAAUAAAGGGAAUAUGACAAACCCUU
Messenger RNA from Scophthalmus maximus (turbot), 6100 nucleotides. It is a transcript of the gene eng, whose product is annotated as endoglin. The transcript is spliced from 14 exons. The record is from RefSeq and is a predicted model, not a curated record. NCBI's taxonomy places the organism in Eukaryota, Metazoa, Chordata, Actinopteri, Pleuronectiformes, Scophthalmidae. Bases 280 to 1977 code for a protein of 565 amino acids.